AUGUACGAGCAGAGGGAAAAGGGACUCAGAGCCAAACCCCAGGCAACCAAUCAGAGCCGGUUCGUCAGUAGACUGCCCUGCCUCAAGAAGACAGUGGCCACUGCUGUGACAGAGCAAAAGUCCGUGGAGUGUCUGGCAGGGAAGGAGGAAGUGAGGGAGCAGGUGAAGAAGAAGAGAGUGAUAGUGGAGAAGCAAACAAGCAGCACCCAGCAGACCAGGGAGCUCCCAGAGCUGGCCAAACUGCCCCCUGUGUCCUGCCCUGAGCAGGCCAUCCUGCAGGCCUUCAGGCUGCUCAGAGACGACGACUGGGAGCAGAAGAUCGAGGCCCUGACCUCCCUCAGGUCUCUGUCUCAGCACCACGCUGAGGUGCUGCUGCCCAGGCUGCAUGAUGUGUGUCUGGCCGUCUACCACGAGAACUGA
Messenger RNA from Alosa sapidissima (American shad), 420 nucleotides. RefSeq names its product TOG array regulator of axonemal microtubules protein 1-like. Gene Ontology annotation, cellular component: cytoplasmic microtubule; cilium. Bases 1 to 420 code for a protein of 139 amino acids. Gene Ontology annotation, molecular function: microtubule binding. NCBI's taxonomy places the organism in Eukaryota, Metazoa, Chordata, Actinopteri, Clupeiformes, Clupeidae. Gene Ontology annotation, biological process: microtubule cytoskeleton organization. The transcript has 5 exons. The record is from RefSeq and is a predicted model, not a curated record.